Molecule: messenger RNA, 1414 nt
Organism: Paramuricea clavata
Lineage: Eukaryota; Metazoa; Cnidaria; Anthozoa; Malacalcyonacea; Plexauridae
Source: the annotation of a GenBank genome assembly
AUGACAUGUGCUAAUAAUGGGCAUAUUAGAGCUUCGCUGAGGCGGACUAGUGAUAAUAAUCCAGCGAGAAACCUGUCUGUCCUAUAUGCAAAUGCAAGAAGUAUUGUAAACAAGACAACGAAACUAAGCUUAGAAAUAAAUGCAGAACAAUUCGACGUAGUAAUCCUAACUGAAACUCAUCUAGAUAACACGAUAAAAGACUCGGAAAUAUUUCCAAAUAAUUUCACGGUAUUUAGGAAAGAUCGCCAUCACCUUGGCCGCUCUGGAGGGGAGUUUUAAUUGCCGCUAAAAACACAUUUAAAAUUUAUCAUAGACAAGACAUAGUUUGCACAUCAGAGUUAUUGUUCGUGGAUAUUAUAUUAAAUUACAACAAAAGAUUAACAUUAGGUGUGUUUUAUAGACCGCCUAAUAAAGAUUUACAACUUCCCAGUGAACUACAGACGAUUCUCAAUGAUAUUACGACAGAUGAAAUUAUUAUUUUUGGGAGAUUUUAAUUUAGCUGACGUCGAUUGGAUAAAUAUUAAAUCACAAAAGGACACCCCAUUGCAUAAUCUCUUGAUAGAGAUUAUUCAUCAUAAUUUUCUGACGCAGAUGUUACAUCAACCGACAAGAAACAAAAAUAUUUCAGAUCUUAUUUUAACGACCUCAGUGGAUUAUGUACAAGAUGUGGAAGUUGGUGACCCUUUCUCGGACCAUAAUGAGAUAACGUUCAAAAAAUAUUGUAACACAUAAUACUAUGAGAAUAGGAAAUCAAGGAGACGGUUUUGCUCUUACAAGAGAGCAGAUUGGAACAAAUUGAAAGAGUUACUUUCUCUAACCCCUUGGGAACUUGCGUGGGAUGAUGGGGUUAUUAACAAUAAUUGGUUCGCGUGGAAAGAUCUUUUUUUGAUCGCCAUCGAUGAGUGCAUUCCAAAAGUAAACGCCAAGGAAAAGUACAAUCUUCCAUGAAUAAGUAGGGAAUUGGUCAAGUUGUGUAGAAAAAAGAAAACGGUUUUUAAAAGAGCGAAAAAUUACAAUUAUUACAAAAAAACUUAAUGUAUUGGUUAAAAGGAAUUUCAAUUCAGCGCGGCGAAAGUAUAUAACUGAUUUAUCAGAAGAAAUAACACAGAAUAACAGCAAGCCAUUUUGGCAGUAUGUAAAUUCAAAACGUAAAGGUACUAAUUACCUUGUUUUAUUAAAACUGGGGGGAAAUGAGAUCACCGAUGACACGGAUAUCGCAGAAUCUAUGAAUACAUAUUUCUCUUCUGUUUUUACAGAAGAAAACCUUGAAGAUUUUCGAACAAUGGCAAUGGACCGUGUUGUGCACGACGAGUUGAGCAAUGUUGACUGUGCAGAUGAUGAAAUCGAAAGUUAUUUAAAAAUUUUGGAAGCUAAUAAGUCUCCGGGGCCGGAUACAAUUUCACCUCGGUUCUAA